AUGUCGAACUUCGUCUCGUCUCCCAGAAGUAUCCCUUCGGAUGCCGCGAGACUUCUAAAUUCCUCCCAUGUUUCGUCGUCGUUGGGCAGAUCUGCCAAUUCUCCACUGAGUGGCCAGCCUAACGUCCAGUAUAGUGACAUACUGACUUCUGCCAAAGAGAGGGAGUUGAGGAUGCCAGCGCUGGUUCGUAGUGCUGUUGAAGUGCCUAAGGUUGUUGAUUUCACUGGUGAAAAAGUCCGUGAAUCCUUUGAACAGUUUAUCGAGGAGUACGUGGACCAGGAAAGUGCCGAUGACGAGUGGAAUGGAAGAACUUACCUCGCUCAGAUCGAGUCCAUGCGUGUUUUCGAAUAUAACACGUUGUAUGUCGACUACCAGCAUUUGGUUGGUAGAGAGAAUGGUGUUUUGGCCACGGCCAUUUUGGAACAGUACUACCGUUUCAACCCAUUCUUGUUGAAGGGCUUGAAGAGACUCUUGAAGAAAUAUGCUCCAUCUUUGCUUUACAUGAGUUUGUUGGGCAACAAUGAUGCCAAUGGAGGUGCCGACACGGAGGCUGGCUCUUCGAGCUCCUCGGGCGCUACUUCCAACGAAAGAGUUUUCCAGAUCUCUUUCUUCAACUUGCCUGUCACUCACAGAAUCCGUGAUAUCAGAACGGAGAAGAUCGGUUCUUUGAUGGCCAUCUCUGGUACUAUUACACGUACUUCCGAAGUUAGACCUGAAUUGCAUAAGGGUUGCUUCACUUGUGAUCUUUGUUCUGCUGUUAUUGAUGGCGUGGAGCAAGUCUUCCGUUACACUUUGCCAACAGCAUGCCCAGGCUGUACCAAUCAGACAUUAUUCACAUUGAAUGUUGCGAAGUCCCAGUUUAUCGAUUGGCAAAAGUGUCGUAUCCAAGAGAACUCCAACGAAAUCCCAACUGGUUCCAUGCCUAGAACCUUGGACGUGAUUUUGCGUGGUGAUGCUGUCGAAAGGGCAAAGCCUGGCGACAAGUGUAAGUUUACAGGAACUGAGAUUGUGAUUCCAGAUGUCUCCCAGUUAGGUUUGCCUGGUAUCAAGGCUCAGUCGAUUAAGGAAAACACAUCAGCCAAUCAAAACUUGAAUUCCUCCAUCUCGGGUUUAAGCAAUCUUGGUGCCAGGGACCUUACCUAUAAGCUUGCCUUCUACGCAUGCCAUGUGAGUUCCCUUGUGAAUAAGGCAUCGGACAGCGGUGCUGAUGACAAAGAAGUUGAAUAUCAGGGUCCAAACGACCAAGAGGUUUUCUUGAACUCCUUGUCUGACUCUGAAGUAUCACAGCUUAAGGAUAUGGUGAAGGAUGAACAUGUUUAUGAUAAGCUUGUCCGUUCCGUUGCUCCCGCUGUAUUUGGCCACGAGACUAUCAAGAAAGGUGUCUUGUUGCAAAUGCUUGGUGGUGUACACAAAAAGACCGUUGAUGGUAUCAACUUGAGAGGUGAUAUUAAUAUCUGUGUUGUUGGUGAUCCUUCUACCUCUAAAUCGCAGUUUUUGAAGUACGUUUGUGGUUUCUCCCCAAGAGCUGUGUACACCUCUGGUAAGGCUUCCUCUGCUGCUGGUUUGACCGCUGCAGUGGUUAAGGAUGAAGAGAGUGGUGAGUAUACUAUUGAAGCUGGUGCUUUGAUGUUGGCUGACAACGGUAUUUGUGCCAUUGAUGAGUUUGACAAAAUGGAUCUUGUUGACCAAGUCGCCAUUCACGAAGCUAUGGAACAACAAACAAUUUCCAUCGCUAAGGCCGGUAUCCACGCUACCUUGAAUGCUCGUACCUCUAUCUUGGCUGCUGCAAACCCUAUCGGUGGUAGAUACAACAGAAAGUUGGGAUUGCGUGCCAAUUUGAAUAUGACUGCUCCUAUCAUGUCCAGAUUCGAUAUGUUUUUCGUUGUGUUGGACGAUUGCAAUGAGAGAGUCGAUACUCAAUUGGCUGCUCACAUUGUUGAUUUGCACAUGUUGAAGGACGAUGCUAUUGAUCCACCUUAUUCUGCUGAGCAGUUGUCCAGAUACAUCAAAUACGCCAAAACCUUCAAGCCCCGUAUGACAAAAGAAGCCAGGGACUUCUUGGUUGCCAAGUACAAGGAAUUAAGAAGCGAUGAUGCUCAAGGUCUUGGAAGAUCUUCCUAUAGAAUUACAGUGAGACAGCUAGAAUCUAUGGUUAGAUUGUCUGAGGCUAUUGCUCGUGCAAACUGUACCGAAGAGAUUACUCCUACAUUCGUUUCCGAGGCAUAUGACUUGUUGCGUCUGUCUAUCAUCAGAGUUGAAAUGGAUGACAUUCAAAUUGAUGAAGAUGAUGGAGAUGGAGAGACCAUGGAUGUUGAAGAAGAAGAGCCUAACGCAGAGGUUGAGGAGGUUCGUGAAGGCCUCGAAUCUUCGUACCCUGCUCGUCAGGAAAGAAGUCAGCCAAAGGUGAGCAUCACUUACGAUAAAUACGUUGCCAUGAUGAACCUAAUAGUGAAGAAGGUUUCUGAUGACGAUGCUGCUGGCGGAGACGGCUUGACAAAGGAAGAGAUUGUCGACUGGUACUUGCACCAAAAGGAAGAUGAAAUCAACACAGAACAGGAAUUCCACAACGAAAGAACUUUGGCAUACAAGGUGUUGAAGAGGUUGGACAAGGACCGUAUCUUGAUGAGCGUCACCCAUAAUCUUAAUGAAGAGGCCCUUCCAGAAGAUGAAUAUGAGAGAGAGCAACAAGCAAGCCGUACGGUGUAUAUCAUACAUCCAAAUUGUGCUAUCAUGGAUUUCUUUGACAACCAGACAAGGCCAGAGGAACAAGAAACAGGGGAGGAGUAA
This is a messenger RNA of Candidozyma haemuli, 2787 nucleotides long. It is a transcript of the gene MCM6, whose product is annotated as MCM DNA helicase complex subunit. Lineage: Eukaryota; Fungi; Ascomycota; Pichiomycetes; Serinales; Metschnikowiaceae. The transcript has a single exon. Bases 1 to 2787 code for a protein of 928 amino acids. Gene Ontology annotation, molecular function: single-stranded DNA binding; ATP binding; single-stranded 3'-5' DNA helicase activity. The record is from RefSeq and is a predicted model, not a curated record. Gene Ontology annotation, biological process: DNA replication initiation; double-strand break repair via break-induced replication; mitotic DNA replication. Gene Ontology annotation, cellular component: nucleus; MCM complex.